GAUUUCGCGGGUGCUCCGCGGCCGGAAGGGGCGGCUCGGUUCGGUUUCCGCGGCGCACUCGGACACGUGCUUUUGUGAGAGCGGGUGCCGCUGGCCCGGCCUGGGGGAUGUCGCGUGAGGGCGGCGGCAGCGCGCUCUUCUCGGGCUUUCGCGCGCUCGGCCUUUACUCCAGCCACCUGCCCCACGUGCUGCGCUACCACGCGCGCCACCGCGAGUUCUACCUGCUCACCGCGGCGGGAAGGAGCUUCCACACCUACAACGUAAAGAAACUUGGUAUAGUUGCAGUUAGUAAUGCUUUAUUACAAGACAUUACUUGUUUGGCAGCAGACAGAAUGUUGGUCUUUGCUUCAUAUGGCAACCUUCUCCAUGCUUUUGCCCGCAACAAAGAGGUAGUUCAUAUAUAUGAGGGUCACAAAGGAGAGAUUCACCUUUUGCAGCCGUUUGGUGAUCAUGUCAUCUCUGUGGAUAUUAAUAAUGUUCUUAUUGUUUGGGAUAUACAGUCAGAAGAAGAAUACCUACAACUGAAUUUUGAUAAGGCUGUUUUUGCAGUUUCUGCAAUUAUGCAUCCAAGUACCUACUUAAAUAAAAUUCUUCUUGGCAGUGAACAAGGAAGCCUGCAAUUAUGGAAUGUAAAAUCCAACAAACUUUUAUACUCCUUUCCAGGAUGGGGCUCUGGUGUGACAACCCUUGAACAGGCACCAGCAGUUGAUGUAGUUGCAAUCGGUCUCGUGUCUGGUCAUAUCAUUGUGCACAACAUUAAGUUUGAUGAAACACUGAUGAAAUUUCAGCAAGACUGGGGUCCCAUCACAGCAAUAUCUUUCCGUACAGAUGGGCAUCCAGUCAUGGCAGCUGGAAGUCCUAUUGGACAUAUUGCACUGUGGGAUCUUGAAGAGAACAAGCUAAUUAGUCAAAUGCGAAAUGCCCAUUCCACAGCUGUAGCUGGAAUGUCAUUUGUCCAGGGAGAGCCACUUCUUGUUACUAAUGGUGCAGAUAAUGCUAUAAAGAUAUGGAUCUUUGAUGGCCCUGGAGGUGGUGGUCGUUUGUUGAGAUGCCGAAUGGGACAUAGUGCUCCUCCAACAAAAAUCAGAUACCAUGGGCAAAAUGGUCAACAAAUUCUCAGUGCAGGUCAGGAUGGAACCUUGCAGUCUUUUUCUACAGUGCAUGAAAGGUUCAAUAAAAGUUUAGGACAUGGUUCUAUAAACAAAAAGAAAUCAAAAAAGAAAGGUCUUCAGUAUGACACACUGGCUCUUCCACCCAUCACAACAUUUGCAACAGAGAUAGCACGUCAGAAUGACUGGGAUGGGAUCAUUGCUUGCCAUCAAGGUUAUAUAACUUGUACAACCUGGAACUACCAGAAAACUUCCAUGGGAGCCCAUAAACUGAAACCAAAAGCAUUCAGCAAAAACAAACCUCUUAAUAUAUAUGCAACAGCAGUUGACAUUACUACAUGUGGAAACUUUGCUGUAAUUGGGCUUUCAACAGGACAUAUAGAUGUAUACAACAUGCAGUCUGGCAUUCACAGAGGACAUUAUGGUGAAGAAAAAGCGCAUGAAGGUGCUGUUAGAGGGGUAGCAGUGGAUGGAUUAAACCAGUUGACAAUCACAGCUGGAAGCGAAGGAUUAAUUAAAUUCUGGAAGUUCAAAACCAUGGACUUUAUUUACUCUGCUAAUCUCUCUUCUUCUCCAAGUGCAAUGUUGCUUCACAGAGACAGUGGUAUUCUGGGAAUUGCCUCGGAUGACUUUGGGAUUAGUAUUUUGGAUAUAGAAACAAGAAGGAUCGUCAGGAAGUUCUCAGGACACCACAGCCAGAUUAAUGACAUGGCUUUCAGUCCUGAUGGCCGUUGGCUAAUUACUGCAUCAAUGGAUUGCACCAUUAAGACUUGGGACCUCCCAUCCGGAUGCCUCAUAGAUUGCUUUUUGUUAGACUCAGCAGCUAUCAGCAUUUCUAUGUCUCCUACUGGAGACUUUCUAGCUUCCUCGCAUGUAGAUGAUCUUGGAAUUUAUUUGUGGUCUAACCGUUCCUUGUAUUCACUUGUCUCUUUACGGCCACUUCCAGCAGAUUAUGAGCCUUCUGUAAUAAUGCGUCCUGGAACUUGUCCUGCCCAAGACGUGGACAUCACAGGAGAUGAAGAAACAAGUGAUGAAAUGAUUGUCUAUAGUUCACCAGAGCAAUUGGAAAAGCAGCUAGUGACCCUGUCAUCGCUUUCUGAAUCAAGAUGGAAAAACCUCCUCAGUCUUGAUAUUAUCAGGAAAAAGAAUAAACCAAAAGAGCCACCGAAAGUUCCCAAAUCCGCUCCAUUCUUCAUUCCAACAGUUCCUGGCCUCGUACCACGAUAUGCUGCUGCUAAGCAAGAAAAUGAACAGCAGUCAAAGGUGGUGAACCUUGGAAUAUUAGCACAGAAAUCUGAUUUCUACAUUCAACUUGAAGAAGCCAUGAGCAGUAAUGAGUAUAAGUCUCCACUUAGUAUUCUAAAGGAAAUGGGACCAUCUGGUAUUGAGACAGAGCUAAGAGGAUUAGCUCCAGAAGGUGGUGGCUCUCUAGAUGUGAUGAAAAGCUUUUUGAGACUGAUUGGGACGAUGUUGAAUUCGAAAUGUGACUUUGAGCUGGCCCAGGCAUACCUUGCAUUGUUUUUAAAGUUGCACCUUAAAAUCAUUUCAUCAGAGCCAGUCUUGCUGGAAGAAAUCGCUAAAGUGUCAAUCCAACUAGAGGAAACCUGGAUCCAUUUACAAACUCUCUUCAAUCAAAGUCUCUGUGUGUUAAAUUAUAUGAAAAGUGCUUUGUUAUAACGUGUCUUUGUUCCUAUUUAAGGAUAUUAAUGUUGGAUAAUCCUCUCAGAUUGAUGUCAAUUUUUUACUUUGGAGAUAUGUAUUGUUGGAACCAGAAACUUAUUUUGUAUGUCUUUUAGAUAAUACAAAAUUGAAUAUUUAACUUUUAUUUAGCUCAUUUAAAUUCAGUGUCAGAAUUUGAACCUAAAAAUGUUAAAAUGAAAGUGCUUGGUUAAAUGAUUUUUGGAAGUAAUGUAAAUAAUUUUUAAAGAUGAAUAAACAUUAAGGACAAAUGUAGUGUAGCAAAGCUAUAUUAUCAUGACCAAAAACAUAUAAUGCGACGACAAAUUUUAAGAGACAAAAAGCAAUGCAUCUGCCAGUCUGUAUAUAGAAAAUACUUUGUCUGUGUUAGACUUAUGCAGCAGUUUACAAAAGCUAUUAGUUUAACAAAUGUUAAUUAUGAACUAACAUAGUGAUACAGAAACCCUGCACAUCUUCUUGAAGUCAAUUGUCAUUGUCACAAAUAAGUACUAGCUAAAUCCAAUUUGAAGAAACUAGUUUGUUUUCACA
Pelodiscus sinensis (Chinese soft-shelled turtle) is the source of this 3335-nucleotide messenger RNA. RefSeq names its product WD repeat domain 36 (gene WDR36). Lineage: Eukaryota; Metazoa; Chordata; Testudines; Trionychidae. Gene Ontology annotation, molecular function: protein binding. The record is from RefSeq and is a predicted model, not a curated record. Gene Ontology annotation, cellular component: Pwp2p-containing subcomplex of 90S preribosome; small-subunit processome. Gene Ontology annotation, biological process: rRNA processing.